Molecule: messenger RNA, 1584 nt
Organism: Aspergillus pseudotamarii
Lineage: Eukaryota; Fungi; Ascomycota; Eurotiomycetes; Eurotiales; Aspergillaceae
Exons: 4
Coding region: 1-1542 (513 amino acids)
Biological process (GO): DNA-templated transcription; regulation of DNA-templated transcription
Cellular component (GO): nucleus
Molecular function (GO): DNA binding; zinc ion binding; DNA-binding transcription factor activity, RNA polymerase II-specific
Source: RefSeq, a predicted model, not a curated record
AUGAAGGUCGCCAAAUCGUGCAGUCAAUGCCGCAUAGCCAAACGGAAAUGCACACCAGAUCCUGUCCGCGAUGCUCGCUGCCUACAAUGUUCCACGAGACAGCAAUCUUGCUCUUGGUCCCUCACUCGGAAUGCAAAACAUCGGUUACUUCCUGUUGAUUCUCCAUCAUAUCCCCGAGUAUGGGUAGAGAUGGUGGAAGAUGGCGUUCGUGACGAACUUGUGGACUUGUACUUGGAGCUCAUACAUGAUAAGCCUCACACGCUUUUUCAUCCGUCACAUCUAAAAUCCCGGGUACGCAAUGGGUCUUUAGCGAAAGGAACCCUUUAUAGUAUCUUGGCGUUAGCAGCUCGAUUCUCUACGGGCCUGGCUACAAGGGAACGAACCAAGGAUUUCAUGCAGUCAGCCAAAGACCGCGUCAAAAUGUCAAUUGACGACAUCACUCUAGAUAAUGUCCAUGCCACCAUUCUUAUAGGCAAUCUCUGUGGAUCUGAGGGUGAUUCGAGUGGUGAGGCAUUAUAUUUCGGGAUAGCAUUUAGAAUGGCACAGAUCCUUCGUCUUCCUGAGCCGUCGCUGGACGACGAUGAAAUCAUGAGGGAAAGCAGACUUCGUACUUGGUGCUCACUAUACAUGAUUGACCGGUGGUCUUCAGCCGGGUUAAACAUCCCCCGUCAGAUCCAGGACGGUGAUCAAUUUCAGUUGCCCAUGUCUGAAUUGGACUUUCAUAACCUGGCUCCUGGACAGGCGGCCGGCAACGGCUCACGGAUCACCAGGCCAGGUCUCUGGGGUUAUAUGAUUAUUCUGGUAAGAAUAUUCGGUCAGAUCCAACACCUGCACCGGCAACUGGCCGAUGGCACAUUGGACAAUUCUGGCAUCGAGGCCUCUACCCGUCAGUUAGCUUCCGAGUUUGAGGCUUUCAUCCAAGGCCUACCUUCCGGACUCCAACUCACGAUGGGCAACAUGAAGACACAUGCUAGACUUGGGGUCGGGCAAGCCUUUGUUGCCCUCCACUUGGGUUAUCACCAUUAUGCUACCCUUUUGUAUUUCCCAUAUCUUGGCUCUCAGUUGACUCAUAUUCUGGAUCAGAAGCUCUUUGCCACACGAUGCAAGCACCACGCAGCGGCCUUCAGCGAUCUCCUAAGGUCGUCCAGUGAGACGAAGGGGUGCGAGGUUGUAUACUUCAUUGUCGCUCAUAUGACAGUGACGUCGUCGUCGGUGCUCCUUCAUACGCUACUCUUUGGCCAAGAGGAUGAGUUACCUGACACCAGAAGGAGGCUAUAUUACAACUUCCAGAUUCUACUAAGACUAAAAGCCUAUUGGAGAGGCGUGGGCAUGAUGAUUGAACGGCUUUUUACAUUUCAGAAGGCCUGCAUGCUGUCGAUGGAUCGGAUUUAUACUAUGGACAAAUGGAUUGUGAAAUUUCUACUGCAGCACGCUUUGCCGAUAGAGGGGAAUCUUGGCCCACCGGCCACGUCGCAGCUGGCACAGAGAGACAAAUUUGCCAACGAUGCACUGUCAAUGCUUCGACCCCAGGGGUUUCAAUAGAUAUAGUAUUUCUCAAAUUAUUCCUUACGCGCUAGGUUUCCC